AUGCAUCCGAUUGCUGGUGAUGGUGCCAUCGAUCAGAGCAGUCGCAGUGGUUCACUUUUGUUGGAAGAGCGGAUUGUCAGUGAGGAAAAUGCAAGUCUUGUCAUUAGCAAUCCGUUUCUGGCACUCUCCAUCCAACAGCAACGUUCCCGUCUUCCUAUUUUCAAAUAUCGCAGUCAUAUAUUGUAUCUGUUAGAGAAAUUUCGUGCUGUGAUAGUAAUUGGCGAGACGGGAUGCGGCAAGAGCACUCAGUUACCACAGUACCUCAUGGAAGCGGGUUGGUCAUCAGACGGGCGGAAAAUAGGAGUGACGCAACCACGAAGAAUUGCUGCAGUAACGAAGUCUAACAUUGCAUUAGGCACGUUUUGCAGCAUACUGAUGAUUGACGAGGCCCACGAGCGCUCACUCAAUACGGAUGUUAUAUUGGGUUUAUUGCGAAAAGUGAUGGCUGUACGGCAAGAUCUUCGAAUAAUCGUUUCAUCUGCAACACUUGAUGCUGUGGUAAGUAGUAUUUUUCAUCUUUGCCUGUGAUA
Messenger RNA from Gongylonema pulchrum, 530 nucleotides. Lineage: Eukaryota; Metazoa; Nematoda; Chromadorea; Rhabditida; Gongylonematidae. The record is from the annotation of a GenBank genome assembly.